AUGGCGACUCCUAAGACAGAAUCCAUAGUGAACUUCAAUCAAAUUAUAGGGUCACCUGGAACCUUUGAAACAGCAAUAUUAUUAUCAUCCGUUAGUGAAGAAAUUCACAAAGUACUUUUUAGUCUAUGUGUUCCUAGCACGCCUAACGAUGUUGAGUAUGACACUCUAAUAAAAAGUUUGAACAAAUAUUUCAAACCAAUAAAAUCGUACUUUGCGGCUAGGUAUACAUUUUAUCAAGCUAAACAAAGACAGGAUGAAUCAGUGUGCCAAUGGGGUGCACGUGACAAAAAUCUUGCUUCAAAAUGUGGUUUUUCGUCAGAACUAUCAACGGUUAUUCGAGACAUAUUCGUUGUCGGUAUGGGUUCAGGACCAAUUCAAGAUCGUCUGUUAGAAGAAGAUGCCUCAAAAGUUGGAGUUACAUAUUCAAAUCUAAUUGAAAUUGCGACAGCCAAAGAAGCUGUAAUAAAUGACAAAAGUGGCUGGAAAAAAGAAGAAUACGCAGACUUGAAGUACCAAAAGAAAAAUAAUGGACAUAAUCAAGUCAAACAGGGUUUCAACACACACAAAGAAUCAAAAAUCAAAUGUGAGAUUUGUGGCCGUUCCAAUCAUAUUCAAAAAGACUGCAGAUACAAGGAUUACAAAUGCAACAAUUGCGGUGAAAAGGGUCAUUUGUCUACUGUAUGUAAAAAAGGUAAGAAGGAAAUGAAAAAUAACAAAACACAAAAUAAAUUUUUAUAUGAUAACGAUGAUGAUGACGAAACAGUUAAUUAUGAUCUUUCAAAUACUUUUUUUUCUAUAAUUGAUCAAAACUCUCAAAACAAAGCUGUGAAACCGUUUACAGUAAAUGUAAUUGUAGAAAAAAACAAUGUAAGCUUCGAAAUUGAUACCGGCUCACAACACAGCGUAAUUUCAAAAAGAUUAUAUAGUCAACUGUUUAGUCAUAUCGAAUUAAAAGAUAAUGACAUUUCGCUAUCUGAUUACGUCGGCAACGACAUUAAACCAAUAGGAAAAAUAUUUGUCGACUCGGUAUAUCAAAACAAAAAAUUUACGAUGUGUCUUUAUGUAAUCGACAAUGGUGGUCCUCCAUUAAUAGGCCGAAACGAUAUAAAAAACAUAAAAUGUUUUACCUUGUUCAAUAUGGAAAAUUACGUAAGUGUAGAUAAUAUUAUAAAAAAAUAUAACAACGUUUUUAAAGAUGAAAUAGAUACUUUUAACAAAUACGAAAUUUCAUUAAAUAUCAAAGCUGGGGCGGUACCUAAAUUUUGCAAACCUAGGUCUAUCCCUUUAGCAUUAAAAGAAAAAGUUGAAACCGAAAUUGAUCGUUUAAUUAAAAGCAAUAUUUUAGUUCCUAUCGACUAUAGUGAAUGGGCAACUCCAAUAGUACCAAUAUUGAAACCAGAUGGCACGGUUAGAAUUUGUGGUGAUUUUAAAAUAACAAUAAAUCCGGUAUUAGAAGGGACUGAAUACCCUCUUCCAAAAAUAGAACAUUUAUAUGCAAAUAUUAGUGGUUCAAGAUAUUUUUCGAAAAAAGACUUAAAAGACGCAUAUCAACAAAUGGUUAUUAAAGAAUCUGAUCGCAAAUAUACCACUAUUAAUACACAUAAAGGUUUAUUUAACUAUACCCGUAACCCUUUUGGAAUAAAAUCGUCGGCAGGGGAGUUCCAAAAAGCUAUGGAAACUUCCACAGCGGGUCUUGAGGGCAUUGGUAUAUUCCAAGAUGACAUUAUUGUUGCAGGUUCCACUAUCACAGAACACAACUCUCGUUUAGAAAAAUUACUAAAUGUAUUGUCAAAUGUUGGUUUAAGAGUGAAGUUGAAUAAAUGCAAAUUUAUACAAAAGUCAAUUGAAUAUUUAGGUCACAGGUUAGAUGAAAAUGGUUUACACACACUAACAAAACACACAGAUGUUAUUAAAAACGCCAUGGUCCCAGAAAAUAAAACAUUGCUAAAAUCAUUUUUAGGUUUAGUUACGUACUAUAUAAAAUUUAUUCCAAACGCUGCUAAUAUUUUAAAACCAUUGUACAUGCUUUCACGUAACGGCACUGAAUGGAAUUGGACAUAA
This is a messenger RNA of Melanaphis sacchari, 2061 nucleotides long. RefSeq lists its product as uncharacterized. The coding region runs from base 1 to 2061 and encodes 686 amino acids. NCBI's taxonomy places the organism in Eukaryota, Metazoa, Arthropoda, Insecta, Hemiptera, Aphididae. Gene Ontology annotation, molecular function: nucleic acid binding; zinc ion binding. The record is from RefSeq and is a predicted model, not a curated record. The transcript has 2 exons.